UUGAGGGAGUGGUCUUCUCACUUAGAAGAUCUUUGGCCACAAAGCAGCAACACAGAAACAUGGCAGACAGCGCGGCUAAACCCGACACUGAGGAAUUAUAUCAGAAAGCGAAGAGGGCGAAAGCUGACAAUGACAAUGGCGGAGGAGAAGCUGGAGAGGAACCUGAAUGUGAAAAUAUUCUGUCCGAGUUCAAAACGUCUAAAGUCUUGAGUGAUUCAGCCCGGGAGAAAAACAUCUUCAUCCACGGAAAGCUUGCUGAUCAGGAUGCUGUGGUUAUCUUGGAGAAGACCCCCAUCAGAGAAGACACCCUCGCUGAGCUCUUCACCGGUUCAAAGUUGAAGCUGGAGAUGAGGAACGAUAUCUACAGUACUUAUCGGUUACAAGCUCCCCCUCAACUCAAUGAGAUUAAGACUACAGUCGUGUUUCCAGCCACAGAGAAGCAUAUAAAGAAAUACCAGCGUCAGGAGAGUUUCCUGGUGGAGGAGACGGGAGUGGACUAUCAGUCCAUCACGUUGCCCUACAUUCAGAAGCAGAGUUUCAGUGUGCAGUGGGUACACAACAUCUUGGAGAAGAAGGCCGAGGCUGACAGGAUAGUUUUUGAAGAUCCAGACCCAACAGUUGGAUUUGUCCUCCUACCAGAUUUCAAAUGGGACCAGAAACAGGUUGAUGAUUUAUACCUUAUUGCCAUAACACAUCAGAGAGGCAUCAGGAGUCUCAGAGACCUGACGUCGGAGCACCUCCCUCUGCUGCAGAACAUCUUCCAGAAGGGAAAGGAGGCCAUUCUGCAGCGCCACAAGCUUCCAGCCAGUAAGCUGCGAGUGUACCUGCACUACCAGCCGUCCUACUACCACCUCCACGUCCACUUCACCAAGCUGGGCUACGAGGCGCCGGGCUGCGGCGUGGAGCGGGCCCACCUCCUCGCAGACGUCAUCCAAAACCUGCAGUCCCAUCCCGAGUACUACAAAACCCGGACCCUGUACUUCCCCCUGAGGGCGGACGACGGGCUGCUCAGCAAAUACAAGGAAGCAGGGAGGCUGUGACUCUUAAAAGCUGACCAUCCUUUCUGAGUUUUUAUACAUCCUCUUUUUUGUGUUUCUUAAUGGUAUGAACACCUGUGCUUCUAUAAAUGAAUCAAACUUUAUUUAUACAGCACUUUUUAAACACAAAAGGUAAAACAAGGUUCUUCAGAAGACCAAAUAAAACCAGACAAAAAACAAUACCAACGCCUCCUCCUAAUAUAGAGUAUAGACGUGUGAUUAUCAAAAACACUUACUGAAGUCAAUCAACACAGGACUGAACUAAACAAGAAUACAUUAUAUUAAAGGUAAUUGAGGUUUUUCCACUGAUUUAUAGUUGCCAACAUUUUAUAAUAUUUGUAUACACAUUGCGUUACAGAAUUUGUACAUGUUUGAGUAAAUCUUCAGCAAGGUGUUUUUCUAAAUAAUUUCCAGUUUAUUCCUGCUUUCAUUCUGAGAGAGAGAAGUGGAGGCUACAUUUGUCAAACCAUUAGAUACAUUUGUUUUUGCCAAGCUCCGUUCAUGUUCUUUAAAUGUUAACUGAAUUAAAGAUUCAUUUUUUCUA
Messenger RNA from Eleginops maclovinus (Patagonian blennie), 1581 nucleotides. It is a transcript of the gene dcps, whose product is annotated as decapping enzyme, scavenger. The record is from RefSeq and is a predicted model, not a curated record. Lineage: Eukaryota; Metazoa; Chordata; Actinopteri; Perciformes; Eleginopidae. Gene Ontology annotation, cellular component: nucleus; P-body. The coding region runs from base 60 to 1040 and encodes 326 amino acids. Gene Ontology annotation, molecular function: RNA 7-methylguanosine cap binding; hydrolase activity. The transcript has 6 exons. Gene Ontology annotation, biological process: deadenylation-dependent decapping of nuclear-transcribed mRNA.